Messenger RNA from Macrobrachium nipponense, 863 nucleotides. RefSeq names its product serine/threonine-protein kinase atr-like. Lineage: Eukaryota; Metazoa; Arthropoda; Malacostraca; Decapoda; Palaemonidae. The record is from RefSeq and is a predicted model, not a curated record. The coding region runs from base 87 to 863 and encodes 258 amino acids. The transcript is spliced from 6 exons.
AUAAUACUGAUCAUCCCCAUUAGUUAAAGUUCGACCCCAGCAGAUGGCACCUGUUUCUGAAUGAUAUUUUGGUUGAAAGGACAGCAAUGCAACCCCUCUUAGGGAAUCUGCCACUCUUUCCUGAUCAUGAAGCAUUGAGAAAAAUCAACAAUACCAUCUUAGAACAUCAGACAGUUUUACUGAGUGGGAACAAUCAGGAAGUGGUGGAUGCUUUGUCUUCAGUGUUAAGGGGACUCAACCAUGAGAGCAUAGAUGUCCGACUCUUUGCUCUAAGUCGCCUUCGUCACACUUUGCGUCACAACCAGGGAACAGUCCAUCAUCUCACUACAGACUCCGAUAAUGUUCAUCCUGUUAUUUCAGAACUUUUUAGUAAUCUGCUUGGCCAGUGUCGUGAAGUCGAUGAAGAACUACAGACAAGUGUAGCAGAAUGUCUAGGUCUGUUGGGAGCCAUUGAUCCCACAAGGCUGUACACACAAACCAACAUCAAAGAGGAGAUGAGCAAGAUUCAUUUAAGCAUUGAAUCAGAGUUAUUCAUUUUGGAGUUGGUAACGGAACUGGGUCUAGCGUUUUGGCUGCUACUGAUGGAAACAGCCAGACGUGUGCUUCCUACGCAAUGCAGAAUUUAUGGUGUACGAGAUAAGAAACCGAAGGUGCUACACAUGAAGGUGCAAGAGUUUUGGGACGUUUACCCUAUCAGUUUGCAAGAAAUUAUAUUUUCCUCUUUUGACAUCAAAUAUACCGUAUCAUCUACCAUUACCAAACUUUCAUCUCUGCCAUCGCCAUAUUUGGCAGUAGCCAUGCUAAAACUUUCCAUCAGUGGCUUACCAAUUGGGCAUGUCUUUGGUAGACUUACUGAAGAGUGA